Messenger RNA from Antechinus flavipes (yellow-footed antechinus), 3604 nucleotides. RefSeq names its product cathepsin O (gene CTSO). Bases 313 to 1320 code for a protein of 335 amino acids. The record is from RefSeq and is a predicted model, not a curated record. NCBI's taxonomy places the organism in Eukaryota, Metazoa, Chordata, Mammalia, Dasyuromorphia, Dasyuridae. Gene Ontology annotation, cellular component: lysosome. Gene Ontology annotation, molecular function: cysteine-type endopeptidase activity. The transcript has 8 exons.
CGCUUGAUGAUAGAAAUACAUAUUGUAUAAACAUGUUAAUUUAAUGCAUAUAAAUGAGAUUUCAUCGAUGUGAAAAAGUUGGGGAAGGGGAAGCCUGAACUCCAAGAAUGGGUCGAGCACAGAGUCUGAAGCAGCAGGAGACGUGCAGAGAGGGGCUCUGGGCCCGGCCAGCGCUAAGCGGGCUCCACGCAGGCCGCUCUCGGAGCACCGCCCCCGCAGCCCGUUCCCGGGCCUCCGCUGGAGAGGGAGGAGCUUCCAAACCGAAAGAGAAAGCAGGCCCGUGGAGCCCGGGACAGCCCUCCUCUGAACCCCAUGAAGCCGGCGGGGCUGCAGUGGCUCUGGCUUUUCUGGGGCUGCAGCUGCUCCCUCGGCCCGGCUCACCCCAGAGUCCCCAGGGGAGCCCUCCCGGGCGCAGCAGCUGCAGCGAACAGCAGCCGCUCCAGCCUCGACUCCCCAGAGCGCAGCGAGAAGCGCUCUGCAGCCUUCCGGGAAAGUCUUAAAAGACAUCGCUACUUGAAUUCAUUUUCAUCCAGUGACAAUACUUCUGCCAUCUAUGGAAUAAAUCAGUUUUCUCAUUUGUUUCCUGAAGAAUUUAGAGCUAUCUAUUUGAGAAGCAAACCCUCCCAACUUCCGUUAUAUCAUAAAGAACUAAAGAUGCCAGCCACACAUAUGCCUUUGCCAAUAAGAUUCGACUGGAGAGAUAAAAAUGUUGUAACAAAAGUAAGAAACCAACAGAUGUGCGGAGGAUGUUGGGCCUUUAGUGUCGUGGGUGGAAUCGAAUCUGCCUGUGCAAUCAAAGGGGAAUCUUUGGAAGACUUAAGUGUCCAACAAGUCAUUGACUGUUCAUAUAAUAAUUUUGGCUGCAGUGGUGGGUCUACUGUUAAUGCCUUAAACUGGCUAAAUAAGACUAAGGUAAGAUUGGUGAGAGAUUCAGAAUAUUCUUUUAAAGCUCAAACUGGAUUAUGUCAUUACUUUUCUGGAUCACAUGCUGGUGUUUCCAUCAAAGGUUACUCUUCUUAUGAUUUCAGUGAUAAAGAGGAUGAAAUGGCCAAAGUACUCCUUGCCCAUGGCCCCUUAGCUGUGAUAGUGGAUGCAAUAAGUUGGCAGGAUUAUCUGGGAGGAAUAAUCCAGCAUCACUGUUCCAGUGGAGAAGCCAAUCAUGCCGUUCUCAUAACUGGUUUUGACAAAACAGGAAAUACUCCUUAUUGGAUAGUACGGAACUCAUGGGGCACUUCCUGGGGAGUAGAUGGUUAUGCCUUUGUUAAAAUGGGAGCUAAUAUUUGUGGUAUUGCAGAUUCAGUAUCUGCAGUGUUUGUGUGAUACAUGGAAGGAACACAAAAAUGAAAUCCUCAUUACUGAACAUUUUUGUCUUCAGAAACUCUCAAGUCCUGCUACUCAGCUACACAGGGACUAAGAGAAACUAGUUUUUCAAAGUCAUGGUCAUUGAGUGAUUGUCUUUGUAAAUACCAGGCGUGCUGAAGUCAAGGGGAAAAUACCAGGUCAAUGUUCUUCUUGCUGCCGUUUGUGGGAGGUUAAACUAUAGGGAUUUGCAACAUAUAGAUUCUGUGAAUCCAUUCAUUCAGUUCAACAAAUUAUUAUUUUGUGGCUUCAGCAUGCAAGUCCAAGUAUUAAGCAUUAGGGUUACAGAGAUGAAGAAAUUCCAACAAGAUAGAAAUACGAUGAGAAGUGGGCUAUGAUAAGGAUGUAGGAACAUUCAUGGCAGAUUCAAGGAGAGAUGAAAUGAGGGAGUUAGAUCUUUCAAUCUUUUCUUGUUCUGACGUUCUAUGACCCUAUGAAGUCUUGGGCUUUCCCUUUGUGAUGUCCUUCUUCCAUAGGGUCAUUGGUAGCUCAUUUGUACCCACUAUUUGUUCAUUAUCCUUCCCAUCCAGUAAUUAGUUUUUCAUGAGUCUGGUAGCUGACUGAGCUAUGCUAAUUUUAAUUUGAAAUAGUAAGUAGUAUUUCCUGGUAGUGCUGUGAGAGAGGAGUCUUCUCUCACUGACACCUGAGCUAGUCCAUGCUUAAUUCCUUAUCUUACUUUGAGAAAAGAAAAGGAAAAAAGUCUUAUCUCUUUAAAAGUGCCCUAAGUAUUUUUCUAUAAAUCCCUGUCAGUCUUUAAUAUAAUAGAACUUUCAGUAUGAAACUUUCUAAAUAGCAAUAGCUUUCAAACAGAGACAUUUCAUCCUUUCUUCUUUUUGCAUCCUUAGAUCCCUUAAUCUAAAUCAUCAGGGUUCGGCAGUCCUUCUUUUCUUGCAUUAGCCAAAAGUGGCCUCAGAAGAAUAUGUUUGUUUACUGAUAUACUCUCAAGAAUCAGCCAGGAGAAUUAUUAGUCUUGGGAAAUGAUGAAUUGUGAAAAAUAAUUGGGGCUUGGACUGUUAGCCAAGAGAUGGGUUCUAAGCCUGCCAAUAAUAAACUGACUUUUGACAUAAUUAUCCCAGUUUUCUCUAUAUAGAAGGAUUUGGAUAAGCUCAGGGAUCUCCAGAGUAGACUAAGGGGACUAUUGUAUAACUUUGUAUGUUAUUAACUCAGUAGAGGGUGGGAUUAUAGUUGCCAAUCUAGAUUCUCUACUUUUCCCCCCAACUCCUUCUAUUCUUAUCCCUUGUCCUCUCAAUAAACUUGGGCCAGGGGAAGGCAUCCCUCCGCCUUUGGCUCUUUGCUUCAAAUACCAGCCAAUGAAUAAGACCUUACCACUACCAGUAUCCCUUUCAUUUUCAGUGGAUUGCGAAGUCACACAGGAUGAGCAGGCAUUUUUGGUGCACUGGAAAUCAUAUUUCAUCAAUUCUUCCUUCUAGCCAAAUCCAUUCCUUUUUUGAAGUUCUCUUGCUAUCAAAAGUAUCACCAUCUUCCCUGUAGAUUUGCAACUUUGGUGUCUCAUUCCAUUUGUUACUCUUAUUUCUUCCAAUUAGUUACCAAAUCAUGUCUUUUCUACCUCUAUGAUCUCUCUUGCAUUUCUUCCCCUCUCUCUGCUUAACAUAGCUACAUAGCUACCACCUAAGUUCAGACCAUCAUUACCUCUUGCCUGGACUCUUUACAAUAGAUUCCUAAUAAAUCUCCCUGCUUCAAGUCUUUCUCUUCUAUAGAGCUGCAAAAGUGGCAUACAUCUCACAUAUCACUCCUCCCUAGUAAAUUCCAUUGGUUUCCUGUUGACUGCAGAAUCAAUUUUUCAAAAAAUCUUUAUCUCAUACUUUAAAAAUAUCUACUUUUGUAUAAGUUUUAUGUAUACAUAAUUACUACAGCAGUACACAUAUUGGGGGUUUGUGCUCAAUUUUUUAUACUAAAAGAGAAAAACUAUCCAAAAAAUUUGGACUAGAUUUCUCCAAGGACUCUUAGACCUCUAAAAUUCUGGAGUUCUUUAGUAGAAAUCCUUUACAAUUCAGGUAAACCAGGAAAACAUUUCUUGAUUCAGCACAGCACACAUGUAUUGCAAUAUACAACUGAUUUGUUAAUGUUUUGUUAUUGUUACUUCUUUUUUAUUUUUAUGGGCAUUUAUAAAGUUCUGGAUUUUUAAAAUUUUGGAGAUAAUUUUUAAGUAAGGAAAUACUUGGGAAUUUUCUUGGAUUCACAGUUUUGAUUAUCUUUGUAAUAAAGAUUAAAAUAUGAUCAUUUA